UGAGGAGUUCAACGGAAUUUCUACAACACCUGCACCUUCUAUACCAUUUGGUCCGUCCACCGCGAUUGUCCUCAACGAGGAUGCCAAUGAGACGCAUCCGAUGCACACUGAGUCUUCCCCGAUGGACACCGGACUAGAAGGUACCACCGGGACUCGCAGGACCGGGAAUGAAAUCGCGACCGAAUCGGCCCUAGAUUCAACUGGUUCGAACUCGACUAAAUCAGUCUGGACUCGGGCAAGUCUGGAGCAAAAGCUACACCGGGUCGACCUUGAUCUGAUGCCAAAGAUUAUCUAUGCAGAAAGUCCGACCGUCACAGCUUUGCUGCGAGCCGAUGUGACUCGGUAUCUGGAGUUUCGAUUUGUUUCCCGACUUUUAGCCUUGACAGUUUCUCCGUCAUCAGGAAACGCGCAAUCGGAUAGUACGCAAAAUCAGACCGAUAAAGUACAACCGUCUUCUGAAUCUCGGGAAACUUACUCGACUAGACCGAUUCGUGAGUUACUCACUGAGAACCGGAAUCUGGACUCGUUUACGCAACAACUGGUUACGAACAAUCUGGCCCUGGGCAGUGAUGAGAUUACAACCAAAGAGGUAUGUUUUCGCCAGCUGUUGCUUCUCUUCACGUGUCUCUGUUUAUGA
This is a messenger RNA of Echinostoma caproni, 637 nucleotides long. The record is from the annotation of a GenBank genome assembly. Lineage: Eukaryota; Metazoa; Platyhelminthes; Trematoda; Plagiorchiida; Echinostomatidae.